AUGCCGAGUGAUACUUAUAUUAAAGCGGUGGAUAAAUCCGUAGAGAAUCUCCGCGUAGGGGAUUUCGUGGCUGUAGCCACUCAACGUGCAGAUGGAAAGAAAGUGCAUUGGACACUUGGAACUGUAGACUCCGCACCGUACAUGCAUGAUAUUGAGGUCCGGCUGUGGGAAAAGAGAAGAGAUGAGGAAACCAUGGAUGAUCAGCAAGAUGCAAUGGAAACAGAAGAAGGAAGAGAAAUCGUCGAACGCAUUGGACGUGUAAAGAAAGAACUCUCUGAAAGUAUGCAGCAGGCGGCGGAAUUAACCGAACAACUGCGGGAACGGCGAAGAAAUAUAAUGAUUGCAAGUAAUGAGGCAGAGAAGCAUGUAGCCCAAUCACGUGCGGCUGUACAGGCGGCUAGCCUUGAUGUAGAUAAUAUUUCAUAUCGUAACUGGCAGGAACUCAAGUCUUAUCGAGUCCCACCCAAAAUGGUAACAACCAUUCUACGUGCUGUAAUGCUUUUGCUGGGUGAAGAUGGCGCCUCCACGUGGCCGCAAAUGCAACGAAUAUUACGAGAUGUGCACUUCAAAUCACGGAUUAUUGAUUAUGAUCCUGGUGAGAUGCUCACAACAGAGCGUUGUGAAUACAUCUUACGGGAAUGUGUGAGAAAGAGGAGUUUUCAAUAUGAUCGUGCUGUACAUGGGAGUCAGGCAAUGGGACCUAUUUACUAUUGGGUACUUGCACAAUUGGACAGUUGUGAGGCCGCACGGGAACAACAUCGUGUAGAGAAACAAAUGGCCGUACAAAAGAAAGAAUUACGUGAAGUAAUGAAAGAGAUUAAUGAACAACAACAACGUAUGGCAGAAUAUCAAAUUAUGAUGGAAAAGGCAGAUGAGCAAUUACUGGCUUACAGAGAACGUCAACGAAAGACUUCUGGUAAAGCCUCAUCUGUUAGUAGUUCUAACAACUAUGAUGCAGCACUUGAGCGAUAUAAAAACAGUUUCGCUGGUGCCGCAAAUAAAAAGUAUCUCCUUCCUGCGUUUUAUACUUGGCAACCAACUGACUACUGCAUUGUAGUUGUACGAAGAAAUGCACUCGUGGGUUUUGGACCUGUACAUGAGAAAAAAUAUACAGAAGGUAAUGAACUUGACGAACAACAGAUUCGUCUGCUUGACAUUGCCAUUCAGAGAAAUCAGCGGAACCUCAAUGCACUUUCCCAAAAUAAUGAAGAACGUGCUCGUCUUUUGAAGCAGGAGGAAAAAGAGUUUGAAGAGGGUAUCUUCAAAAAGACAAAGAAUGACGGUGAGGAUGAUACAGCUUUGAUAAGAGAUCUGCUACAAUGUCAGGUGGACGGUGAAAACUGGAAACAAGUCCUUGAUCUUAAACGUGCUGCUGUCGUUGACACCUUUGUCGAAGAGACAGCUGAGGCUCUGGAAUUACCGGAAAAGAACAUCACCGUUCUUGAGGUGAAGUGCCGUGAACAACCUGCAGCUUUAGUGGUUGAUACAGAAGUACUCCACGAUGGAUUACGGUCCAAAGAAGAAUUAAGAGACACCAUCGACAGUUUUCCAUAUCCCAAACUGCAUGCACUCUAUGGUAUUACUUCUGCAAAUCUCAUGGAUCACAACAUGCUAUUUAAAGGGGAACUAUGGGAACAAAUUCUCCAAGAAAAUAAAGAAGAAGUGGAACGAGCAUUUAACCGAGAUACCAUUAACGCACUUUAUCUUGAAGAUAAUGAUAACAUUAGCGUUAAAUCUACAGAGUACAACAAUGGUCUUUAUGUGGUAUACAAAGUACAAACUAUAACUAAGACUGAAAAUGAAAUCACAAGUGCUGUUGAUGCAUAUGACUACCCAGAAAUAUGGGCAUUGUAUGUUUCUUAUCAGGAAAAGUUGCCAGUAAUCCUAGAAAGAGUUUUUACUGGCGAGAAAUGGGAUGAAGUAUUACAAAAAGAAAGACCAAAAUUAUCAAAUGCAUUCCAAAAGGACAGCAGCAAAGCGCUUGAUUUACCAAAAACGAAUGUGAAGGUAGUAUCCAUGACUGCAACAGAGGAACAACUAGCGGUAAAAUACACAGCGCAAGACGAAAGGAGAGGACCUGAGGAGGUUUCAAAUGUACUUGCUAAGUGUCCCUACUCUACACUAAACGAAAUAUACAAAAACAGUACCACUGACAAAUCGUCUUGGAAAGAAACUGUGCAUGAGGCCCAAUUUGAAGGAGAGGACUGGGACUACACAGCAGAACUAAUUGAACCAAAAAUAAAGGAGGCUGUGGCUAAAGAGACAGCGGCUGCGCUGCAGUGUGCCCCUGAGGAUGUGACCGAUGUACAGCUCCUUACGACACCAAAGAAACUUCGUGCUAUUGUAAGAGUAAGACAUGAUCCAUCGCUGAAGGAAACACAGAUAAACGACAUCAUUAGAGAUCAUCCUUACAAUGGGGUAUGGAUGUUAUAUAAAAUACGACCUUUUGAUGAGAGCAAAAAAUUGGAAACAGCACACGAACUUGACUUUGAGGGUGAGAAGUGGAAAAGUGUGGUGGAAAAACGCCGUGCAGAGGUUGAAGAGGCUGUGGUUUACGAGACAGCCCUUGCUUUGGAUUGCAACCGUGAGGAUGUGACUGGCGUGGAACUGGACCCAGUACCUCAGGCUCUUGUCGCAAUUGUAAAAAUAAGACACACACCUCAGUUCAAACGGGACCGUAUUAAAGAACUACUCCAACAACACGAGUUCACAAAACUGUGGGAACUAUAUGAAGACCGCCCAGCAGGUGAUAAGACAAUGGAGACAAGACACGAGCUCGGCUUUGAAGGAACAGACUGGGACUACGUGGUGGAGCAGCAUCCUAAGGAGGUGGAAGAGGCUGUGGCUUCCGAGACCGCACGUGCCCUGGAAGGCGAACGUGAGGAUGUAACGAAAGUGGAGCUGGCCCCAGCACCCCAUGCUCUUAUCGCAUUUGUUACUGUGCAGCACUCUCCGCAGCUGGGAAAAGAGGAUAUUAAAACAAAAUUAACGGCGUACCCGUAUAAUGAACUAUGGGCGCUGUAUGAGGAGCGUCCACAUGACUCAUCUGAGCUAACGAAGAAAUUCGAGGGUGACGAUUGGGAUCUUGUGGUUGAGAACAACCGUGAAAAGCUUGAGAGGGCAUUCCGUAAGGAGACAGCUGAUGCACUAGGCGUGUCGCCU
This is a messenger RNA of Trypanosoma theileri, 3162 nucleotides long. Its product is annotated as microtubule-associated protein Gb4. Gene Ontology annotation, biological process: microtubule-based movement. NCBI's taxonomy places the organism in Eukaryota, Euglenozoa, Kinetoplastea, Trypanosomatida, Trypanosomatidae. The transcript has a single exon. Gene Ontology annotation, cellular component: dynein complex. The annotation marks the transcript as partial. The record is from RefSeq and is a predicted model, not a curated record. Gene Ontology annotation, molecular function: dynein light intermediate chain binding; minus-end-directed microtubule motor activity; dynein intermediate chain binding.